AUGUCACAGUCUGAGAUUAUUCAGGCCCUUCUGGCUAAGAGAAGCGCGCCGCAGUGGAGGCAUCGCGGGCAGAAUGCACCAGCUAGGUUGUCGCAAACCGGUAUUAGGAAGGUCCAAGGAAGUGGUGCCGCGGUGUCGCGGACGGCAGAUAAUGGGCCUUCAAACGGACUUAAGGACUUAGCAACGCAGCCAAUGGCUCGCCAGGUCCCAUUCACCUACGCCAAUGGCCAGGCCCCAGGCGAUAUGUGGCUGCCAAGUAGCUCCGAGUCCAGUUCUCUUCAAAGUAGCGAGUCCAACACUUUACAGGCUAGGCUCUCUAGAUUGGAAGACAUGGUGCUAUUUCAGGAUUCUCAGUUGAAAGACCUGCAGCGAAUAGUCGAGGAACUCCUGCAGAGCAAGGAGGAGUAA
Purpureocillium lilacinum is the source of this 408-nucleotide messenger RNA. The record is from RefSeq and is a predicted model, not a curated record. Lineage: Eukaryota; Fungi; Ascomycota; Sordariomycetes; Hypocreales; Ophiocordycipitaceae.